This is a messenger RNA of Dryobates pubescens (Downy woodpecker), 1745 nucleotides long. RefSeq names its product cholinergic receptor nicotinic gamma subunit (gene CHRNG). Bases 38 to 1570 code for a protein of 510 amino acids. Lineage: Eukaryota; Metazoa; Chordata; Aves; Piciformes; Picidae. The record is from RefSeq and is a predicted model, not a curated record. Gene Ontology annotation, biological process: signal transduction; monoatomic ion transmembrane transport; nervous system process. The transcript has 12 exons. Gene Ontology annotation, cellular component: synapse; neuron projection; postsynaptic membrane. Gene Ontology annotation, molecular function: transmembrane signaling receptor activity; acetylcholine-gated monoatomic cation-selective channel activity.
GAGAGGAGUCCCAGCCCCUGUGCCCCACAGCACUGCCAUGCGCUGCAUCGGCCUCCUCCUUGCCCUCUGUACCCUGGCAGGUGUGGGCUGCAGGAACCAGGAGGAGAAGCUGCUUCAGGACCUCAUGACCAACUACAACCGGAACCUGCGCCCAGCUCCAGAUGGGGACCAGAUCAUCGACGUCACCCUCAAGCUCACCCUCACGAAUCUCAUCUCCCUGAACGAGCGGGAGGAGACCCUCACCACCAAUGUCUGGAUCGAGAUGCAAUGGUCUGAUUACCGCCUGCGGUGGGACCCUGAGCAAUACGACAACAUCCAGGCCCUGCGGGUGCCCUCCACCAUGGUCUGGCUGCCUGAUAUAGUCUUGGAGAACAACAUUGAUGGGACAUUCGAAAUCACCCUCUAUGCCAAUGUGCUGGUGUACCCCGAUGGCAGCAUCUACUGGCUGCCCCCUGCCAUCUACCGCAGCGUCUGCGUCAUCCAUGUCACCUAUUUCCCCUUCGACUGGCAGAACUGCACCAUGGUCUUCCAGUCCCAGACUUACAGCGCCAAUGAAAUCAACCUGCUGCUGACGGUGGAGGAGGGCCAGACCAUUGAGUGGAUCUCCAUCGACCCCGAGGCUUUCACAGAGAAUGGUGAGUGGGCCAUCAAGCACCGCCCGGCUCGGAAGAUCAUCAACUCGGAGCAAUUCACCCCAGACGACAUCCAGUACCAGCAGGUCGUCUUCUACCUCAUCAUCCAGCGCAAGCCGCUCUUCUACAUCAUCAACAUCAUCGUGCCCUGUGUCCUCAUCUCUGCCAUGGGCGUGCUGGUCUACUUUCUGCCGGCCAAAGCGGGAGGGCAGAAAUGCACGGUCUCCAUCAACGUCCUCCUGGCCCAGACCGUCUUCCUCUUCCUCAUUGCCCAGAAGGUGCCCGAGACCUCCCAGGCUGUGCCUCUCAUUGGGAAGUACCUGACCUUCCUUAUGGUUGUGACGGUGGUGAUUGUGGUGAACGCUGUGAUCGUCCUCAACAUCUCCCUGAGAACACCCAACACUCACUCCAUGCCCCCUAUAGUGCGCCAGGUGUGCCUGCACCUCCUGCCCCGCUACCUGGGCAUGAAUGUGCCUGAGGAGACGGCAGGGCCUCCGCAAGCUGCCCGUAGACGCAGCUCCCUGGGGCUCAUGGUGAAGGCUGAUGAGUACAUGCUGUGGAAAGCCCGGACUGAGCUGCUCUUCGAGAAGCAGAAGCAGAGGGAUGGGCUGAUGAAAACCGUGCUGGAGAAGAUUGGACAUGGCCUGGAAAGUGGCAGUGCCCAGGACUUCUGCCAGAGCCUGCAGGAGGCAGGCCCCGAGAUCCGUGCCUGCGUGGAUGCCUGCAACUACAUCGCCAACGCCAUGCGGGAGCAGAACGAUUUCAGCAGUGAGAGUGAAGAGUGGAUGAUGGUGGGACAGGUGAUCGACCGUGUCUGUUUCUUCAUCAUGGCUCCCCUCUUCGUGUGCGGCACCAUCGGCAUCUUCCUCAUGGCUCACUUCAACCAGGCACCUGCUCUGCCCUUCCCUGGAGACCCCAAGCAGUACCUACCACAGUGAUACCCACCAGCCCUCUUGCUGCUGGAACCAGGGGCUGGGCACACCCAAACCCACCUGCCUGGCUGAGAUCCCUGUGGGCACAGCAGCUCCUGCUGCCAAGCACAGCUCUGGAGGAGGACUAGGGGUGGUGAUGGAGAAGUGGGUAACGUGGUGGCCAUGCUGUACUGAACACAGA